This is a messenger RNA of Apis florea (little honeybee), 1223 nucleotides long. RefSeq lists its product as uncharacterized. NCBI's taxonomy places the organism in Eukaryota, Metazoa, Arthropoda, Insecta, Hymenoptera, Apidae. The record is from RefSeq and is a predicted model, not a curated record.
CCUUUCGUUGUUUCCUCAAGAUGGCGACGACAAACUUGACAGACCAAUCGAAAUUAUAAAAGAAAAUUUGGAAACGUAACGAAUUUCAGAAUUGUAUCCAUAAAUUGGCAAUAAUAUGAUAACGGAUAACGCGAUAAACGAAUGCGUUUGUCCGCGAUGCCUUCAUUCGACGUGUCCCCUCCCCAACGCGGAACCGCCGUACGAUGAAAUCACGCAAGAAAUAAACAAUAAUUUCAUAUCCGUCAAGGUGCCGAAAUGCAAAAGGAAAUUUGAGAAGGAGGACCAGGAACUGGAAGAAAAAUUGAGUUUUGACUUUAAUUGCGCCGAUGCCGAAGGUGAAAAAUGCAAAACUGGUUGCACCAAAGUUCACGUGAUACCGAACGAGUACGCCCCACUGAAAAAGCCCGAGGAAGAGAUGUUCUCGUUGAAGUCUAUAAGACACAUUAUACCCAACGGAUUGGAAAACACUGUCGAAAUCGAAUACAAGGGAGCACGAAAUUACAAUCCGUUGCCCGAACCCGGACCACCACCGCCCAUAAUUGUACCAAGGCAGCGUAUCAAGAAGAAGAAGGGCAAGGGUAAGAGCAAGUAAGAUUCGAGAGAAAUUGGCAAUUGUAUGGCCAAUGCAAAGUUUCAACGAUAUCUGUGGCUCAAUUUGUGGCGAAAGAAAGAAAGGGAGAGGAAGACAGAGAAGGACAGGUAAGGAAGAGUUCUGUUUGAUCGAUCAAGUAAGAUCGUCCCGCGACGCGACGCGAAACGAAAUAUUUGACGAUUAUUCGCGGUCUGGUUUUCAGGGAAAUAGCAGAGGGAAAUACGUUGGGCAGAAAAUCGGCCCUCUUUAGGGAUUUACGAGUGACACGGAACUAAAACGUUCGCCACUUUGUCGUAAACGCGGGGGCAGAACCAAGAGAGAGAGAGAGAGAGAGCGAGCGAAUAAUGGAACGAUAAAUCAUUGGCAUUAUAUUCUUGCGCAUCUUGGGGGAGAGAGAACGAUAAAUCAUAUCGCGCACCGAAGGCAUACGGACGCGUCGGUAUUAAACGUUCUCGGGGCCAUUGUCUUCCCACUCGGUAACAGGCGUCUUUUUAAAUCCUGCCUUACGUCCGAUUCCGUUUCAAUGAAUUCGUUACGUUCGCCCAACAUUCUCGACUUUCAGCUAGACUGGACGACACGGUACGCGUACAAGUUGAAAGCAAACGAUCGAAAAAAAAAAAAAAAAAGAAAA